UCUUCCCCCUCAUCUCUUUCCUUCCUGCCUAGUGACUAGGCCCAGCAGAUGCCGGUGAGAAGACAAAAAGCUGGCUUUAAUUAAAACCUAUUUUCCGGCCAAUUUGAUUACGUCUCAGUGGAGCAGGAAGGAACGUACCUCUUCCCUGGCCCAGUAACUAAAUGUUUGACUGGUUCUGGCUCCAGCAACUUUUGCUGCAGGGUACCAGGAAGGGUCUCUACUGUUUCUUGCUGGGCUCAAUUUAAGCAUGCUUCUGGGAAUGACCUUACUGAGGAGAGCAGUUAGCAACACCUUAACCCAUUGCAGGGCCCUGAUCACAUUCCCGAUGUCUAAUAAAGGACUCCAGGUUUCCACAGACACAUACCUCAGACAUUUCAAGUGGCACAAGAUUUUGGUUGUGGUGCUAGCCUUUGCAUUUUGGGUCUUGUACUUCAGGAUUUUCUGGUCUGGCAACACUGACCCUUGGCCUCCAAGGCCCCAUUCUGUAUACACACCCUCUACUUCUCUCUCCCAGACAUUCACCAACCUGACCCACCUUCUCUAUUGGCCUCUGACCCCAGGAGAUGGGGGCGACCUUUUGGCCUCCACCAGCCCCAAGACCUCCACCUACCACCUGAGGCAUCGUGCUCAGGCCACCUAUGCCCUGGGAAGCUACCUGGAGGUUGUCCUUGUGGCCAGGGACCAACGGGGCAGGCCCAAGACCCAUGGCGGGGAUUUGUUUCAGGCACGAUUGCUGGGUCCAGGAUUGAAAGCAGGCGUCCCGGGGGAUGUCCAGGAUCUGGAGAAUGGCACAUACCUGUUGUCCUUCCCUCUGCUCUGGGCUGGGAGGGCCCACGUGCAAGUGCGGCUAAUCCAUUCCAGUGAGGCCGUUGCGGUUCUGCGGAGAAUCUGGAGAGAACAUUGGGCCACAGUUGAUUUCAUAGGCUAUUUCCGGGGACCCAAGGGAAAUGAAGAAAAUGUGUCUUGCAAUGUGACUCCCUUGUUGACUAGGGAAGAAGACUCCUUCUGUUACUACAAGGAUGAAGAUUCAGGUGAACUCUGGUUCUGUGCCCAGCCCCCCACCCUGGCCUGCAGCAUGCUGGUGGGACAUUCAGCUGGACGUUACUGGAAUGUGACCACAUCCCAUGAAGAGGCCCUGCUGGCUUGGAAUCUGACAGACAAGCUCCUCCCUCAGGGUAUUGGUCGAAUUUAUGUGGCCCUGGAUACAAACAGGAACCUGGUUCUGUCCCCUGCACGACCAUGCUACCCUGCGAUCCCAGCUCCAAAGCCCUCUGGCUUCUACCACCAAGAUGUGUGGCACUCACUGGCCUGCUCCAACAGACCCUUCCCCACUGCUGACAGCAUCCUGCGCUGCCUGGCUGGCCACAUUAUCCACAUGAUGGGGGACUCCACGCUUCGGCAGUGGUGGGAAUAUCUGCGUGACACAGUGCCCUCCCUGAAACCAGUGGACCUACAUGCCACAUAUCAGGUGGGGCCCCUGAUGGCCGUGGAGACCUCUCGGGGCAUAGUGCUGCACUGGCGAGCCCACAGCUGGCCCCUGCGCUCCUUACGCACACCAGUGGCCUCCCUGCACUCCGUGGUCAGGGAGCUGGGAGGCCUGGCUGGGGGCCCCCACACUGUAGUGGUGCUGGGUUUGGGAGCCCAUUUCACCACCUUCCCUCCAUCCAUCUUUGCAAGACGACUGGCAGGGAUUCGGGCAGCUGUGAUGGCCCUGCUGGACCGGGAACCCAGCACUCUUGUGGUCAUCAAACUGGCCAACACUGGCUAUAAGUCUGUGUAUGGCAGCGACUGGUUCACCCUGCAGGUGAACCGGCUCCUGCGAGCUGCCUUUACUGGCCUCCAUGUGGCCUUUGUGGAUGCAUGGGAAAUGACCUCCAGCCUGGCCCUGCCUGACAACAUCCACCCAAAUCAGCUUAUUGUGCGCAAUGAAGUGGACUUACUGCUCUCCUUCAUCUGUCCCACCUGAGAGCUUCUGAGAGUCGUGGGCCUAGGUUGACAAAGGACCUGGGCCAGAGUUGUAAAGAAAAACAUAGCCAUAAUAAAACUUCUGGAAUAAGGGCAGAUGCCAUCAACUUCUCUUAUGGCAAUAUGUGACAGCUUCUUAACUGAUUCAGCAGAUUCUAUUCUUGCCCCAUACCAACCCCUCCUCCACUAAGAACAAGAGUGAUUAUUUUUUAUUUUUGUUUAUUUAUUUGGUACCAGAAAUUGAACCCAGGGGCACUUUACCACUGAGCUACAU
Sciurus carolinensis (gray squirrel) is the source of this 2239-nucleotide messenger RNA. Its product is annotated as NXPE family member 3-like. Bases 248 to 1966 code for a protein of 572 amino acids. The record is from RefSeq and is a predicted model, not a curated record. The transcript has 8 exons. Lineage: Eukaryota; Metazoa; Chordata; Mammalia; Rodentia; Sciuridae.